GUUUCUUCUUCUAAUUGGGGUGUACCUUUCCCGUUCCGAGUUCUUUGGUUCUUUCACUGACUGGACUCACUGACUGGACUCAAUGACUCAACCUCCGCGAAUUUGAAUCCUUGACACUCGUGUUUGCUCACAGGCUAUUAUUUCAGUUUCCGGUAACUCAAAACUUCGAAUUCGGCCACGAUGGCAGAAUAGACCGGCAUUUCUUCACCAUGACGGCUGUUAACCCUUAUGGGCGCAACACAGGAGGACUCCGAUCCAACCCGUCUCUCAACCCUGCAAUUGCUCUGUUUGAUAAGGUGAUGGACCCAAUGAAAUUCUCCUCUUUGGGUGUGGCUGACCUUGUCGCGGAAAAUGGUCUCAGUACUAUGGCUGACUUUUGCACUCGGAUCGGCAAUAACCCUCCUCUCCGUACGAAUUCAAACAAGGCAAUGGUGGAGAGCUCUCUUAAGAAGUAUAUAGAGGCACUGUGCAAGGAGCCGCGGACUAAGUUUGGGAGGUGGCCAGAGUUUACCAAUGUGUCGCUAUUCCCUCCUGAUGAUAUUAGUGCUUUGAAAACUACCUUUGAAAACCACCAUGGUCGGACCCUCUGGUUGCUGCUGUCAUGAUCAAGAAUUACCAGUACAUGCAGGACACAUAUAGAGCCGACCACCGAUAUGUGCAUCGGAUGCGGACAGUGGUGCAUCGACUGGAGUUGGCGGUUGACCUUGUGGAAGCUUCCACCAAGCUGCACCACUGGUCAAAGAAGAUUGAAGAUGAUAUUGCAGCUGCUGAGAGUGACAACGGAGAAGUGGUCAGGGCCAGCAUUUCUGACAAACUGCAUGAGCUUGGGAACAAUGUGACCGAUCUGCUUAGAACUCGACAACAAGAGCAGCUCAACCAAACACUUAUUUUGCAAGGGAUUGGCGAGUUGAAGCAAGGGCAGAGCGAUAUCAAGAGCAGCGUGGAUUCUCUUACAGAGGCAAUCCGACAAUUAACUACUCAGCUGGAAAGGGAACCAACUGUUAGGGCACCGGCCGCAACUCCGGCCGCAGCUCCCAGUCCUCCUCGACAGCCGCAGCAGCAAAGUCCUACGCGACAACAAAGUCCUAUAUGACAACAAAGACAACAAAGUCCUCCACGGCAACAAAGUCCUCCGCGGCAGCCGCAGCAGCCGGAACGAGUUCAACCGGCCAUUCGAUCUGGUGCUAAUACUGGCCGUGGAGUUUGCGAUGGUGACAGGAAGAUACACAACAUUCUGUCAACUUUGUAUCAA
Seminavis robusta is the source of this 1252-nucleotide messenger RNA. The record is from the annotation of a GenBank genome assembly. Lineage: Eukaryota; Bacillariophyta; Bacillariophyceae; Naviculales; Naviculaceae.